AUGGUAUUUAUCCACUCUCUCUCCCGCCAGCUGCGGCGUCCUGCUGCCCAGCUGCUGUCCUCCAAGGCAGCCUUUGCGCGCCCGACAGCGUCUCCUUUCUCUGCUGUACGCACACUAACAGCUACUGCCUCGCAACAGGCCAAGAUUCUUAUGGUCCUCUAUGACGGUGGCGUCCACGCCAAAGACCAGCCCGGUCUGCUCGGUACCACCGAGAACGAGCUUGGUAUCCGCAAGUGGCUCGAGGACCAGGGCCACACCCUCGUCACCACCUCCGACAAGGAUGGUGAGAACUCCACCUUCGACAAGGAGCUCGUUGACGCCGAGGUCAUCAUCACCACUCCCUUCCACCCCGGUUACCUGACCGCUGAGCGUCUGGCCAAGGCCAAGAAGCUCAAGAUUGCCGUCACCGCUGGUGUCGGUUCCGACCACGUCGACCUCAAUGCCGCCAACAAGACCAACGGCGGCAUCACCGUCGCUGAGGUCACUGGCUGCAACGUCGUCUCCGUCGCUGAGCACGUUGUCAUGACCAUCCUGACUCUCGUCCGCAACUUCGUCCCCGCCCACGAGCAGAUCGUCAAGGGCGAGUGGGAUGUUGCCGCUGUCGCCAAGAACGAGUUCGACCUCGAGGGCAAGGUCGUCGGUACCGUCGCUGUCGGCCGUAUCGGUGAGCGUGUCCUGCGCCGUCUGAAGCCCUUCGACUGCAAGGAGCUCCUCUACUACGACUACCAGCCCCUUAGCCCCGAGGUCGAGAAGGAGAUCGGCUGCCGCCGUGUCGAGAACCUCGAGGAGAUGCUCGCCCAGUGCGACGUCGUCACCAUCAACUGCCCUCUCCACGAGAAGACUCGCGGUCUCUUCAACAAGGACCUCAUUUCCAAGAUGAAGAAGGGCUCCUGGCUCGUCAACACCGCCCGUGGCGCCAUCGUCGUCAAGGAGGACGUUGCUGAGGCCAUCAAGUCCGGCCACCUCCGCGGAUACGGUGGUGACGUCUGGUUCCCCCAGCCCGCUCCCAAGGACCACCCUCUGCGCUACGUCCAGGGCCCGUGGGGCGGCGGCAACGCCAUGACUCCCCACAUGUCCGGUACCUCGAUCGAUGCCCAGAUCCGCUACGCGGAGGGUACCAAGGCUAUCCUGGACAGCUACUUCUCCGGCCGUGAGGACUACCGCCCCCAGGACCUGAUCGUCCACAAGGGUGACUACGUCACCAGGGCCUACGGUCAGCGCAACAAGGCUUAA
Messenger RNA from Paecilomyces variotii, 1233 nucleotides. RefSeq names its product formate dehydrogenase. Gene Ontology annotation, cellular component: cytosol. The transcript is spliced from 3 exons. The coding region runs from base 1 to 1233 and encodes 410 amino acids. NCBI's taxonomy places the organism in Eukaryota, Fungi, Ascomycota, Eurotiomycetes, Eurotiales, Thermoascaceae. Gene Ontology annotation, molecular function: NAD binding; formate dehydrogenase (NAD+) activity; oxidoreductase activity, acting on the CH-OH group of donors, NAD or NADP as acceptor. The record is from RefSeq and is a predicted model, not a curated record.